CCUCCAUCGAAUGAACUACCACUUAUCAACUUAUCUUGGAGGUUGUGCAGCCACCGCAUGACCAUGUCCGACCACGUCCUGUCUCAAAUUCCAGUUCUCCAAGGCGCCGUGGCCGCCGACUGUGAGAUUUUGCACGACCCGAAUGAUGCACGGUUUCAGCAACGCUUAGCUCGAUGGACUGAUAUCGACCGGAAAGUUCCGGCUGCCAUUGUUCUUCCUCGCACAGAGGAUGACUGUUUGAAGACGGUGCAAUGGGCUCUCAAGUCAAACAUUCCAUUCGUGCCGAAAAGCGGCGGUCAUAGUCCCUGGUCAACCAUUGGUUCAGAGGGAAUCAUUAUUGAUCUCAGUUUGCAUUCUGAAGUUCGUGUCGAUGCGGAUGCGCAAACAGCAACCGUGAUUGGAGGUGUUCUGGCCAAGGAAGUGUCUGUGCGUCUAGCAGAAGCGGGUUUUUUCACCGCACUUGGGAAUGGCAACAGCGUUGGUGCCAUCCCGUACCUGCUUGGUGGCGGGGGCUCGAUCACCAAUUCCAUCACCGGCUUCGGAUCGGAUCAGAUUUUGGCGGCGCGUGUAAUCACAGCAAAGGGGGAGCUGAUCGAAGUUACAGAGGGGACGCACCCGGAUCUGCUCUGGGCAUUGAAAGGAGCUGGUCAAUUCUUCGGCCUGGUCACUCAGCUCACGGUUCGUGCGCACUCUUUGUCGCUACUGCGGAAACGACAGGGCUUGAUAUGGGUGGGGGCCUUUAUCUUUCCACUUGAUCGGGCGGUGGAGGUGGCUCGAGUCAUGAAGCAAAUCAUGAAUGAUCCCCAACACGCGACGGCGGGCCUCAUGAUGAUCAUUGCCCCGCCUCCCGCGCGUGUUCCAUCCCUGGUGAUUUCCGCCCGUUAUACCGGCGAUGAGGCCCCGGAAGUGCCGUUCAAAGCUUUGUAUGACAUUCAGCCAGCCGCUACAAUGGGCAGAGAUCUACCUAUCCAGAACGUCAAUGAUGAGCGAGAAGCGCUAUGCGCCAAAGGUGACUUCAAGAGGUUCGGGAUCGUAGGGCUGCAUGAAUAUCGUAUCGACGGAUUCAUGCAGGCCAUCGAAGUCUGGAAGAAAUUGACCCAUGAGUGUCCUGAUGCCAUAAAUUCAGCCUUCAACUUACAGUGGGACUCGCGACCGGUUAAGGCGCCCGAGAAGGAGUCGGCCAUGUCGUCGCAUGAUAUCCGCUACUGGCAGGUCAACAUUAUCUGGCAUACAGAUGAGAAGAACAGACGCAAGGUCGACCAAUACAACGAUGAGUGCGUUGCUCUGAUGCGGGGCCCGGACGAAACACGGUACAUCGACUUCCAGAAUGCGACUCGGACGGGACCAAUCCAGCGACGGUAUCGGGGAGAGGCUCGGCUGAAAAAGCUUCGACAGCUCAAGAGAGAAUGGGAUCCUCAGGGUGUGUUUACCAGGCAAUUGCUGGAUAUUGAUUGAGUGCAAACGAUACAACGAUGUAGACUGGUGAUAAAGACAGGCCGUUGUGUCUAGAAUCG
This is a messenger RNA of Aspergillus neoniger CBS 115656, 1514 nucleotides long. RefSeq names its product FAD-binding oxidoreductase. The record is from RefSeq and is a predicted model, not a curated record. The transcript has 4 exons. NCBI's taxonomy places the organism in Eukaryota, Fungi, Ascomycota, Eurotiomycetes, Eurotiales, Aspergillaceae. The coding region runs from base 58 to 1455 and encodes 465 amino acids. Gene Ontology annotation, molecular function: FAD binding.